AUGCAAUCUUACGAGUCAAUAGAAAGCACACUUUUCACAACGACAUUGGGUGCUUUUGUAACUUCACAACCUCCAACUCCCGAUGACUCAAUACAAGUUGAUCGUUUUCCUCGAGAAGAAUUUUCAUUUCUUCCUUAUAUUAUGCAAAUCCUUGAUAAAGUAGAAACAGUAGAAACGGAUAAAAAUGAAAAUGAAAUAAAGACUAUGCUCAAAGAAAAGUUUCAACGGUGUCAACAAAUUUUAUGCGAGUUACCUGGUGCAGAUUUGACACCCGUAGAACAAGAACAAAUUUUAAAAGAAGAAAAACAAAUAUUAGAACAGAGAAGGAUUGCACGUCACAAGUACUCGGAACUUUCAAUAAUGUCAAAUAGCACCAACAAUAAUGAUGAUGAAUCAAUUAAUACCAUUAAAGAUGAGACAUUUAUGGAUACACGGGAGGGUUAA
Messenger RNA from Diversispora eburnea, 444 nucleotides. Lineage: Eukaryota; Fungi; Glomeromycota; Glomeromycetes; Diversisporales; Diversisporaceae. The record is from the annotation of a GenBank genome assembly.